Molecule: messenger RNA, 1576 nt
Organism: Sesamum indicum (sesame)
Lineage: Eukaryota; Viridiplantae; Streptophyta; Magnoliopsida; Lamiales; Pedaliaceae
Biological process (GO): transmembrane transport
Cellular component (GO): membrane
Molecular function (GO): transmembrane transporter activity
Source: RefSeq, a predicted model, not a curated record
UGCGCCUCAUUUGAUCAGACACGCGCCAUUUCAUCAGUUAGGUGCACCUCGUUUUCCGAUCAAAUCUUGAAAAAUGGUUCCUCGAAACUAGUAAGAAAUACUAAAAUAACAACCAGUUAUUGCUCAUUCUUCCACAUAUCUCAGAAGCCAUGAGCAGCAGCAGCUGCUUGUGGAUCAACCGUCAGGGCAUGGCCCGGACAUCAUUCCUCUUGUUUUUAGGUCAGGCUGUUUCUCUUAGUUUGGCCACCUCCAGCUUUGCUAUUUCUUUGAUCACCAAUCAAGGUGUGCAUACACCGCUAACUCUCUCAUUCUUCACAUACAUGGUUCUGGCUCUCGUCUACGGAAGCAUAAUGCUCUACCGCCGACACAAAUUGCUGGUUCCGUGGUAUUGGUAUGUUUUUCUAGGCCUUGUUGAUGUCCUAGGCAAUUAUCUUGUGACUAAAGCUUACGAGUACACAUCAAUCACCAGCGUGACGAUACUCGAUUGCUGGACGAUUGCGUGGGCGAUAAUUCUGACACGGCUUGUCUUGGGGACGCGAUAUUCCCUUUGGCAGUUCUUUGGGGCGGGAGUUUGUCUAGUAGGCCUUGGUCUAGUGAUUCUGUCUGAUUCUAAUCCCGGUGUUGGAGGUGGACCUAAACCUCUUUAUGGCGAUAUUCUUGUCAUCGCAGCAACAGUUUUUUUGGCAAUGAGCAACAUUGGGGUGGAAUUUUGUGUUAAGAAGAAAGACCGCGUUGAAGUAGUGACAAUGGUCAGCGUGUUCGGCAUGCUUGUCACUGCAUCAGGGAUGGCCACAUUGGAGAGGAAGAGCCUCAGAUCGAUCAGUUGGUCUCCUCAACUAGUAUUAGCCUAUGUUGGAAACACGACAGCGAGCUUCAUUUUCUAUACGCUCGGCCCUUUUGUUCUAAAGAUGAGCGGAGCCACACUUUUCAAUCUAUCCCUUCUGACGUCUGAUAUGUGGGCAGUUCUAAUAAAACUGUUUAUCUACAAGCAGCAGGUUAACUGGUUAUACUAUUCGGCUUAUGCGCUUGUGGCGGUCGGGAUUUUCAUCUACUCGAAAACGGAAAGGGACCCUGACAUCACACAAGUUGUUGAGGAUGGAAACACAAGUCCAGAGUGUUCUCCUCUUAUUGAAGAGAAUGCAGAUAUUAGAAAUGGCACUCUGCUCCUAUGAACAACCCAAUGCAAAGACAGGGCAAGAUUGUAGUCGUUACCAAAGGGUAAAUUGCAAUUUAUCUACUUGUGUUAUGGAAAGUGCAAACAGUCCCCUUAUAAAAUAUAAAAUAGAAAUUUACCCUCACGUGCUUAAAAAAAUGGAGCAAAUUUAUUUACCCCUUAGGAGGUAAAUUGCUUCAUUUUUUUAAAAUACAAGAGGGUAAAAUGCUAUUUAUUCUUUAUAAGGGGAUAAUUUGUUCAUUUUCAAUAACACAGGAGGAUAAAUUGCUAUUCACCCUAUUCCCAAAGGACAAAAAUCUUUUAGUCCUGUAACUACAAGCAAUUUCACUUUAAGUCUUUUUUUUCCUUCUCAUUUAAUUCUUUAAGUUCAAUAAUUUCGACAUAUUUUAUUUAGUGAAUAAA